Anguilla rostrata (American eel) is the source of this 3482-nucleotide messenger RNA. Its product is annotated as hexokinase HKDC1-like. Gene Ontology annotation, cellular component: cytosol; mitochondrion. The transcript has 18 exons. NCBI's taxonomy places the organism in Eukaryota, Metazoa, Chordata, Actinopteri, Anguilliformes, Anguillidae. The coding region runs from base 333 to 3080 and encodes 915 amino acids. Gene Ontology annotation, molecular function: mannokinase activity; glucokinase activity; fructokinase activity. The record is from RefSeq and is a predicted model, not a curated record. Gene Ontology annotation, biological process: glycolytic process; carbohydrate phosphorylation; glucose metabolic process.
UUUACAGUGAGCAGAGACAAAUAGCUACUUGGUUCCGGGAGGAAAGUUCACUUUGUUUGGAAUGGAAUUGCUAGGAGUACUCAGAUUGAGAGGAGAGUAGUUAAGAGGAGGCUGAACCUGUAGUUACCGAGCCAGGCAAAUGGGUGGGCUUUGGCUUAGCUCCACCAGCAAGGAGCAAAACAGCUUCAAGGAGUGAAAAGCAUUUCCUCAUAUGCAGAAAGGCAGAUUAUUUACAGAAUAUGAAAAAAGUGGCAUUCAAAUGAGGCUGAAUUAGUGUAGGGGUGUUUUCUAGUUUUAUUUUGUUUGUGAAUGCUCUCACUGGUCUGGGAAAGAUGCUGGGUUUGCGCUGGCUGUUCUCUAAGUUCUCCAAACCGCAGAAUGAGCAGAUAAAAAAGGUUGACAGCUUCCUGGAUGCCAUGCGUCUCUCCGAUGAACAGCUCCAGGACAUCUCAGCUCAUUUCCAGGCGGAAAUGGAGAAGGGUCUAUCUGCUGAAAGCAAUGAGACAGCCACGGUGAAGAUGCUGCCCACUCAUGUCCUCUCCACCCCCGAUGGAUCAGAGAAAGGGGACUUCCUGGCACUCAACCUUGGGAGCUCCAGUCUCAAGGUGCUGCAGGUAAAGGUGUCAGAAGAUGGGAAGAGGAAGGUGGAAAUGAACAGCCACACCUACCCCAUCCCUGAUGGGAUUAUCAACGGCAGGGGCACAGAUCUCUUCAGGCAUGUUGCAGAGUCCCUGAAAGAUUUCAUGGAGAAGAAUCAAAUCAAUAACAGGAAAACCCCCCUGGGCUUCACCUUCUCCUUCCCCUGCAGACAGUCCAAACUGGAUGAGGGUGUACUUCUAUCAUGGUCAAAGAAUUACAAUGCCAGAGGAGUCCAGGGCGUGGAUGUGGUGGAAAGCUUGAGGCAGGCUAUCAACAGAACUGGGGGUAUGGAUGUGGAAGUCUUGGCUCUCGUCAACGACACAGUGGGGACCAUGAUGUCCUGUGGGUAUGAUGACCAGCGCUGUGAGGUUGGAGUCACUAUAGGCACGGGUACGAAUGCCUGCUACAUGGAGGAGCUGAGACACAUUGACCCGGUGGAGGGAGAUGAAGGCAGGAUGUGUAUCAGCACGGAGUGGGGAGCAUUUGGGGACGAUGGCGUGCUCGACGACUUCAUCACAGACCUUGACCGAGAGAUUGAUGCGGCUUCCAGCAACCCUGGGAAACAGCUAUUUGAGAAGAUGGUCAGUGGGCUGUACAUGGGAGAGCUGGUGCGGAUCAUUCUGCUGAAGAUGACUAAGAAAGGCCUGCUCUUUGAAGGCCAGGCUUCAGACGCCCUUCGGACCAAAGGCAUAUUCCAGACCAAGCACAUUGCUUUAAUCGAAAAGGAUAAGGAGGGUCUGAAGAACACAAAGGAGAUUCUGGUGGAUUUGAAUCUCAGCCCCUCAGAGGAAGACUGCAUCGCCGUCCAGCACGUUUGCACCAUCGUCUCCUUCCGCUCAGCAAACCUCUGUGCUGCAGCCUUGGCAGCCAUUCUGACCCGAAUCCGGAAUAACCGCAAGCUGAAGACCCUCAGGACCACGGUCGGCAUGGGCGGGACCGUUUACCGGACUCAUCCUCAGUACCCCAAACGGCUCCAGGAGGUGGUGCAGAGGCUGGUGCCAGACUGCCACGUGCGGUUCAUGCUAUCGGAGAGUGGCAGCGGAAAGGGCGUAGCCAUGGUAACAGCAGUUGCCCAGAAGCUGGCCAUUCAGCGGCAGCAGAUCAGCGAGACGCUGGCCGCCUUCAAGCUGAGCCUGGAACAGCUGCAGGAGGUGCGGGACAAGAUGAGGACAGAGAUGGAGAGGGGCUUGAGGAAGGACACCCACAGCACAGCCUCUGUAAAGAUGCUGCCCACUUACGUCUACAGCAUUCCGGACGGGACAGAGACAGGGAAGUACCUGGCUUUAGAUUUGGGUGGGACCAACUUCCGAGUGCUCGUGGUGAACAUCCAGAGUGGCCUUCACAAAUCAGUGCAUAUGGACAACAAGAUCUAUACAGUGCCUCAGGAGAUCAUGCAGGGAACUAGGGAGGAGCUGUUUGACCACAUUGUCCAGUGCAUCUCAGAUUUCCUGGAGUACAUGGGUAUGAAGAACACCUGUCUCCCUCUAGGAUUCACCUUCUCUUUCCCCUAUAGACAGACUGAAAUUGAUAAGGGAAGUUUGGUGUGCUGGACAAAAGGGUUCAAAGCCACAGACUGUGAAGGAAAUGAUGUCGUGGACAUGCUGAAAGAGGCCAUCAAAAGAAGAAAUGAAUUUAAUCUGGAUAUUGUUGCUGUAAUGAAUGACACUGUGGGCACAAUGAUGACCUGUGCAUAUGAAGACCAUAAAUGUGAGAUUGGACUCAUUGCAGGCACUGGCAGUAAUGUGUGUUACAUGGAGGACAUGCGAAACAUCGAGACGGUGGAGGGGGACGAGGGCCAGAUGUGUGUGAACACGGAGUGGGGAGGAUUUGGGGAAAAUGGCUGCAUAGACGACAUCUGGACAAAGUUCGACCAGGAGGUGGAUGAGGGGUCCCUCAACGUCGGCAAGCAGAGGUUUGAGAAGAUGAUGAGUGGAAUGUACCUGGGGGAGAUUGUGCGGCAUAUCCUCAUCGACUUGACGAGGCACGGCUUACUCUUCCGUGGGCACAUCACAGAUCAGCUGAAGACCCCGGGCAUCUUUGAGACCAAGUUCCUGUCCCAGAUAGAGAGCGAUCGGCUGGCACUGCUGCAGGUGAGGUCCAUCCUGCGGCGCCUGGGUCUGGACAGCACCUGUGAUGACAGUAUAAUCGUGAAGGAGGUGUGCGGCACCGUGUCUCGCCGUGCUGCACAGCUCUGCGGGGCUGGCAUGGCCGCCGUCGUCGACAAGAUUCGCGAGAACCGCGGGCUGGACCACCUGGACAUCACCGUGGGGGUGGACGGCACGCUGUACAAACUGCACCCACAUUUCUCUCGGAUCCUGAGAAAGACGGUCCGGGAUCUGGCCCCCAGGUGUGACGUCACAUUCGUCCUGUCAGAGGAUGGGAGCGGAAAGGGUUCAGCCCUCAUCACCACCGUGGCACAGCAGAGGUACUCGCAAAUGUGAGCUGUGAUUGGACUGUAGCUUACUCUGCCUCUUCACAGCACACAAAACCAGGAAGUGAGUGGAUUAAGCAGAUGCUGUGAAGCAAUUCAUCGUUGACAGGGAGACCAGUAUCUCAUUCUGCUCACACUAAAGUUAAAUUUGUGAAAUUUUUAUAAUUUUGAUGUCUGAGCUGAAAUUAUUUUAUACCUGACAGUUCUGUAACCCUGACAACAUUUUUGGGAAAUUAUUUUCAGAUUUUUUUUCAUGUACAGUGGAGGUUCUGAAGGAAUCAUACAUUAUGUUUGUUUGUUUUAGUACUACUAGUAAGUCAGGAUUGAUCCUUUUCUUUAUAAGACAGGCAAUUAGUUUUUUUGUUUGCAUGUAUAUAUUUUGUACACAGUAAAGAAAAGUUUAAAGAUGUGA